Erpetoichthys calabaricus (reedfish) is the source of this 4854-nucleotide messenger RNA. It is a transcript of the gene wwtr1, whose product is annotated as WW domain containing transcription regulator 1. Gene Ontology annotation, biological process: positive regulation of transcription by RNA polymerase II; hippo signaling. Bases 375 to 1574 code for a protein of 399 amino acids. NCBI's taxonomy places the organism in Eukaryota, Metazoa, Chordata, Cladistia, Polypteriformes, Polypteridae. Gene Ontology annotation, molecular function: transcription coactivator activity; protein binding; transcription corepressor activity. The record is from RefSeq and is a predicted model, not a curated record. The transcript is spliced from 6 exons. Gene Ontology annotation, cellular component: cytoplasm; nucleus.
GCCAAGGACGCCUUCAGAAAAGUUGAGUUCGCAAAAGUUUGUUUAGGUGGCAGAAGCCCCAGUUCAGGGAGUGUAAGACCAGAGAUAGGAGACGAUAGGGCCAGGUACCUACAGCAGCAUCGCCCUCCCCAGAUAAAACACGCUGGGACAGCAGAAGGGGGCCAGGAGGAAACUUUAUCCAGUCUGGAAAACUGCAACAGAAUACCGGAACAAACUUUUGGACUUUCUUUUGAAGACUAAAAAUAAACAACUGGUCUUUUGGGAACUUUAUGCUAAUGAUUUUCUUCUGAACCUGUUUAUGUAUUUUUUAUACUAAUUCAUUUAUUUAUCGUUGCAAGCUAUUCUUGUUGUUUUCUUUCGAAAAAUCUUUCAUCAUGAACACCAAUUCUGUCCACCCUUUACCGGGACAGCAAGUCAUCCUUGUCGCCCAGGACUUAAACACCGAGCUGGAAGAGCUGUUCAAUACGCUCGUAAACCCCAAGCCGAGCUCCUGGAGAAAGAAGGUUCUACCCGAUUCAUUUUUUAAAGAGCCCGAUUCUGGCUCACACUCCAGGCAGUCCAGCUCAGAUUCUGGAAGCCACCCCCCGCAGCGUACGCCGCAGCAUUUUCGAUCCUACUCAUCGCCAGCUUCACUGCAACCCGGCGCGGCAGGCAGCGCGACUCCUGGCCCAACUCAACACACGCAUCUCCGGCAUCAGUCAUUUGACGUCGCCGAUGAGCUGCCACUGCCACCCGGAUGGGAGAUGGCAUUUACAUCCAACGGUCAAAGAUACUUUUUAAACCACCUAGAAAAGAGAACAACAUGGGAAGACCCUCGCAAAGCAGUGAAUGCAGUGCUGAAUCAAAUAAGCCACAAUCCUCCAGCCAAUACAACAACCAUGCAACAAAGAACAAUGGCAAUGUCUCAGCCGAACCUUGUGAUGACCCAUCACCAUCAGCAGCAACAGCAGCAGCAGCAGCAUCUUGUAGGUACAUCUGGUCCAGUUUCACAGCAGAACCUUACAUCUCCAAAUACGCAGGCAGGAAUGAUGAACCUUUCCAGUGCACUGACAGCUCAACAGCAGCACCACCAAAAGUUGAGGCUUCAGAGAAUUCAGAUUGAACGAGAACGCAUCAGAAUGCGUCAGGAGGAACUUUUGAGACAGGAGGCGGCUCUCUGCAGACAGCUUCCAAUAGAAACAGAAAAUCUCAGUGCAGUAGCAACAGCUUCUAAUCCACCACAAAUGACGCAGGAUCUUAGGACUAUCCCUAACAAUGGAUCAGACCCUUUUCUUAACAGUGGGCCAUACCACUCCAGGGAGCAGAGUUCAGACAGUGGACUGGGGUUAGGCUGCUACAGUAUUCCUACCACUCCUGAAGACUUCCUUAACAAUCCUGAAGAAAUGGACACAGGAGAAAACAUGGGGCAGCCUGUUAUGAAUGUGAAUCCACAGAGUCGUUUCCCAGAUUUUCUGGACUCCCUUCCAGGAACAAAUGUGGACCUAGGGACACUGGAGAGUGAAGACUUGAUUCCCAUCCUCAAUGACGUAGAGUCUGUAUUAAAUAAGAGUGAGCCGUUCCUUACUUGGCUGUAAACUGAAGUUUCCAAAGAGACAAAUGGGAGGAAUUAAAACAAACUGCUUCAUUGUACUGUCAGAUUAGAGGUGCAAUACUCCAGAGAGAACCAACCACUGUCCAUUCUCCCAGCUAGUAAUGGCAUUUUUGGGUGUUCAUUGUGCCUUAUAGAAAGGAUGCUUAUUCAGUAAGACUGCAAAAUGCAAGUCCUUACUUUACCUUUAUAUCUUUAAAAAGGAAACCUAAUGGACAUUGGUUUCUGUACCAUUGUGAACCAAAGGCAUUAGCAAUGAUCAAGCUAACUUUUUCCCCACUGGCUUUUUGGUUCAAGCACGCCAGCUGUGUUGAAAUAUAAAAGUAUUUUAUGAUCUUAUUUACAUUUACAAGUGAUAGUGAAUAAUUAUCGAUAUUGUAUUUGUCAAGAAGCUUUAAAAUUCAUUAUUUUAAUAAAACUGUACUUGUGCAGUUUAAACUUUUUACAAGAACUACUAUUACUGAUAUAUUUGAUAAUCAUUUGUAGCAAAUUAGCUUAUUUACAUGCCUUUUUUAAUGAUGUAUGUGAACAUACAUACUCUUUAAUUACCUGCGUAGAUUAAAGGCUAUUUUGUUACCAGAUAGCCAGGUAGCAGUUUUGACAUUUGUACGUGUGUGUGUGUUUUUUUUGUUUGCCCCUUUCAUAAAUUUAAUUAGAUUUACUGGUGCACAGAACACUAAAACAUUUCAGUCCUUUUUAAUAAACUGAAUUAUGCAGUUUGUACUGUACAUGAACAUUUAUCAUAUUUCUAAACAAAGGAGUUGGAAUAUUUUCUUUGUUUUUAAAAUGAUAUAAUAAACAAUGUGUAAUUUUAGGGAAUAUUUUCUGAUAUGUAGAAACUGCUUAUGUAUUUUAAUUUCUUUUUUUAACUAGAUGUGGUGGCAUUAUACAGCAUUAUAGUAAAAAAAAUGUCGGUUGGUCAAAUGUCAAUAUCUAUAUAAGAAAUAUGGGCCAUAAUAAUAAACCCAAACUGCAAUGUUUAUGAAAAAUGUGAACUAAAAAGAUGUUUCUUUUUUCACAAAUACCUAUAACAUUUAUAAUCAGCAAUUAAAGAUGAAAUUCCUAAACUUUAAAUCCUACAGGUCCACAUACAGUGUAAAUAUAAUAAUGCAUAUAUAUUUUUCUGCUUGUUGACCUAAUUGUAUUUCCUUGCACAAAUUUUAUAUAACCUGCAUAAACUUUAUAGUUUUUUUGUUUUGUUUUAUUUUUUCUUCCUAGACAGAGGAAGCUUUGAUUGUUUUUAAAUAAAAGAAGCAACCAAUUUUGCAUUGCUCAUGAUGUCCCAAAAUGAGUGUGUAUUUUAAAAUUGUGCUUAUGGAGUGAUCUAUGUAUAGUUCCACAUUUGUUACUAAUUUGUUUUCAUAAUGCGAAGAUCCCUGGUUUUUCAGUUAGUUGCUUAUGAAACAAUACUUAACACUCGUGUACUUCUUAUAUUUGUUAAAGGACCCAGUUUAAAGUUUAUUUUUGCUUUAAAAGUGAAAGGGACUGAAUGCAAUCCUAUAAAAAGAAAUAAAAAGUAUUUGAAAGAAUGAAAAGAUGGACACCAAAAAGGCAAGUUGACUAAAGUGUAAGAGUAUUUUAGAGACAGAAUUUAGAAAUGUUUACUCUGUAAAAUGUAGCAUUUUUUUAUUGUAAUCUACAAAGAGAGUAACUGUAAAAUGAAUGUUAUGGCAAGUAGAUCUGUGACCACACUGUCAAAUUUUGAACUAAUCUUUGAUAUCUGUGAUGAGGUGGUUGCUCGAUGGUGGAAAAGAAUUCUAGUGUAUUUUGCUAUGUAGAACAAUGUUUUAAACAACUAGAAAUUCAUGAAUUCUGAGAAGCUGAAAUCAGUACAUAUUUGCACCCUUUAAAAUUGAUAAUGCAAAUAGCAGCGUAAUAUUUUAACCAUAUUUAGUUUUUUCCAAUACAAUGUUAAAAAAUAAACUAUUGUAAUGAAUGGUAUGAGUAAAAGAAAACAAUUUGAUUACUAAAAUAGCAAGGACUGUUUUCCUUGAUUUUAGCGCCUGAUUUGCAUGUGAAGGUGCCUUCACAAUUUCAUUCGAGUUAGAUUAUGCAUUUUUCACAGCUAAAUCUCAGAAUUCUCAAAAUUGUUAUAGUAUAGUUUGAACACACAAGUAAACUAAAUCAAGAAUCUUCCUCAGCCAGCAAAAACCUCUCAAAGCUUCAAAUAAUAUGUCUAGCUGUAUGAUUAAAAAAACAAACUAGUGAUUGUAUUUUCAAUUAUAAAUUUGGAUUUUCAGUGAAUAGAGAUAUAAUUCAUUGGUUAAGACAGUUAUUGACAAACUAAUGUAAGCAUUUGAUGUGAUAAAAUAUAUCUUUUUCCUGUAGUUAUUCACAAGGUGGUGUUAUAUAUAGCCACAAGAGAAAUUGCAUGGUUUCAUAGCUUUUUGCGAGUUCUGAACCCAGUCUUGCUACAGCCAUUUAGUUAUCUGAGUUCUUUACUCUGUUUAUAGCACUUAAGAUUUACAGUUUGACAUUUCAUCUACAAUAUGUUUGCUUCUAUAUGGUCCCCGCAGUUACAAGCAUGCUGUGUCAUUGCAAAAGUCAAAAUAUGAGCAUCUGGAGUACAUAACUAUCCACCAACUUAAGUCAAUGUCCUCUCUGAAUUGCCUUUUAGUUUUGCAGUGGCCUGUUUUUGCUGUGUGUUUAAAUUUAAUAUUUGACUUAAUAUAAUUUAAAUCUUAAAGUGCAACAUUAGUAAGGGAAUGAUAUGCACUAUGCGUACCAAGCUUGUCCAAGCCAUAACACAGAAGUUAAACAGACCAGAUAGGCAGACUUAUUUGAUUUUGAUUGAAUUGUAACAGGUGACUUAUUGGAAGGAAGGAGAGGUUUGAAGUGGACUUGGAAGUGAAUCCAAUCCCAUUAAAUAUGCAUCUAUUCAGACACAAUACAAUCCACAAGAAGACCCUCUUUUUUCCAAAACCAUGUUUUAGUAUGCAAUUACUGAUUACAUUUUUGUUUCUUGUAGUAAUGUUAAGUUGUAAAAAUGUAAUUUUCUAGGUGGAAUUUUUUUCAAUAUUAAUGUAAUAAAGAAUUGAUUAGUUUUGAGGAAAAAAUGAAUUUGAUACUUAGAUUAUUUUUUUUUAGCGUUUGAAAGAUCAAUUUACAAUAUUAUAACAUUUUCAUUAGGCUUUGAGAUGGUUUUUUGCAGAUAUGUGGUAUGCCUUUGAACAAAUUACCAAAUUAUAUUAUGCACUGUUUGGUACUGUUUUUUUUAUCAUUUUGCUCUUGUACCCGAAAAAGGAAUAAAAUUAUAUAUAAUUGUU